This is a messenger RNA of Ziziphus jujuba (common jujube), 1435 nucleotides long. Its product is annotated as protein GLUTAMINE DUMPER 3. Gene Ontology annotation, biological process: regulation of amino acid export. The transcript has a single exon. The coding region runs from base 172 to 681 and encodes 169 amino acids. Lineage: Eukaryota; Viridiplantae; Streptophyta; Magnoliopsida; Rosales; Rhamnaceae. The record is from RefSeq and is a predicted model, not a curated record.
UUCUCCUUAAACCUCCUGAAACCACCAUUCUUCUUACUCUAUAUAUACCUCUGUUCCUUAUCUCCCACUUCACAACCCAAUCUACCAAACUCCUCUGUUUUCCUCUGCCUCCAUAACCAUUUUCACUUGAAAAUCACGACAAGAAAUUCAAAUUUAAAAAAAAAAAGAUAAAUGGCAGCCAGAGAGCCUUUCAACGUGACAGCCAAGCCCCCGGUAGCCAUGACACAGCGCUCGCCGUGGCAUUCCCCGGUGCCAUACUUGUUCGGUGGUUUGGCGGCGAUGCUGGGUCUGAUUGCUUUCGCUCUUUUGAUCCUUGCAUGCUCAUACUGGAAGCUUUCAGGCUACCUCGAAGGUGGCGAAGGCGGCUCCGGUGACCGAGACCUCGAGGCCGGAGAAGGGAAAGGAGACGAAACACAGAAGCCACCGCCGGUUUACGAAGAGAAAAUGCUGGUGAUCAUGGCCGGUGAUGCAAAGCCAACGUUCCUAGCCACUCCCAUUUCCAGCAGGUCCUCAUCGUAUGGGGAUAAUAAUAACAAUACCGGCUGUGUAUGCAACCUAAAGGGCAGUGAAAAAUCGGUGGAAAUGGUUGAGACAGAGAAGAAAGGAAGCAGUACUAAUGGUGAUAAUCAAGAACCGAGUCAGAACUCAGAGACUCGUGAGGCUUCAGACCAGAGCCAUUAAUUAUCCUUUAUAUGUGACGUUUUUGGUCUCCGGAUGCGUUUAUGGUGAGAGAGAGAAACUCGUAUACAGGUUUUGCUCAGGGCCUUUAAUGGAGGGUUGUCUGUAUAUGAGCUUGCAUGUUAAAGUUCUCUGUUUUCCCUUUUUUUUUUUUUUUUUGGCCCUUUUCUUUUAGGAUUGAAAUGUUUUCCUCUUUUUUUUUUCCCGGCAGAUGUAAAUUAAUUUGAGGCUGAAUUAAAAUCGAGGAAAUUACUCAUUGCUUCACAAUCUAGCAAGUAAACCAUUCUUGUCUUUUUCUAAUUUUAUGGGGCAUUGCUUAUUGGCAACAAGUACAUGCUCUGGUAGAAAACUACCUGAAAAUUCAGAGCGGCCUUGUUUAUAAUUAUGAGGGUUCAUGCAAGUUGGACAUAUAAUAUAUACAAAUUACAAAACAAAGCCGAUUGUUAUAAAGACCAUAUAUAUAUAUAUAUAUACACAUACGGGGAGAAAGAGGGUGGGGUGUGUAUGAUGCGGCGGGGUGAAACUGCAGUAGAUGAUGGGACUUUGUAUUUUGCUGAAAAUGUUGGUAUUUGGUUUCCUAUGUUGGCAACUGUUCUGUGUUUAUGUCAUUCCCUGUAGCCUUCAUUCGCAAUGGUCUACCUUUUUGUACUUUUUUUCAUGUUUCAGUUUGAUCUCUCCCUCUGUUUUUGGUCCUAUGUGUAAGAAAUUUUAGUGCUGCAUACCCAUUAAGCCAUUUGGUACUCUUUAAUUUGGUCCA